Molecule: messenger RNA, 1123 nt
Organism: Cucumis sativus (cucumber)
Lineage: Eukaryota; Viridiplantae; Streptophyta; Magnoliopsida; Cucurbitales; Cucurbitaceae
Product: PRA1 family protein B4
Exons: 1
Coding region: 170-847 (225 amino acids)
Biological process (GO): vesicle-mediated transport
Cellular component (GO): Golgi apparatus; endoplasmic reticulum
Source: RefSeq, a predicted model, not a curated record
GUAGGAGAGGUGUUGUGUUGUUGUUUCGUCGUCAGUUUCCUUCUCCCCCAUUUCUUAAUAUUCAUUCAUUCAUCCCUUCCUCUUUUGACUCAUUUACACCAUUACCAUUCUUCCUUCAAACCUCCGUUUCUCUCUCCUUCGAUCUCCUUUCCUUCAACAUCAACCGACCAUGUCUUCCUCCUCUCCGGCCAUACUUCCCAUCUCCAAUCCUCAAUCCACCGUCGUCCCCGCCCCCACUUCUGGUGGUUCUGUUCAAUCUCAAGGCCCUGUCACCACCCCCGCCUUUCGCGCUUUCAUUAAUCACCUAUCCGAAUAUCUCCGUCACGGUCUCUCCCAGCGAAGACCAUGGGCCGAACUUGCAGAUCGGACGGCAUUUUCUAAGCCCGAAUCCUUCUCCGAAGCCACCCUUCGAAUUCGCAAGAAUUACUCUUAUUUUCGCGUCAAUUAUCUCGCUGUCAUUGCUCUGAUCCUCGGCUUUUCUCUCGUUUCUCAUCCGUUUUCUCUGAUCCUUCUGGCCGGUCUUUUAUCCUCCUGGCUAUUCCUCUACCUCUUCCGUCCCUCAGAUCAGCCCCUUGUUCUAUUUGGUCGCACAUUCAAGGAUAGCGAAACCCUAAUUCUCCUGGUUGUUCUCAGCGUGUUCGUCGUAUUCCUUACGAGCGUUGGAUCCGUCCUCGUUUCGGCUCUUAUGGUCGGUGUAGCUCUGGUUUGUGCCCACGGCGCGUUUAGGGUUCCUGAAGAUCUCUUCCUAGAUGAACAAGAAAAUGUAUCCACCGGUUUCCUUUCAUUCUUCAGCAGCGCAGCUUCCACCGCUGCCGCCGCCGCCGUGCCUGUGGCUGCUCGCACGUGAUUUGAGUAGAUGAGGGUAUGGAAUCGCCUUCGCUCUGGUAUAUCAGUAAAGGCAUUAAAUAUUGAAAAUUGGCGUAGACGAAAUAAGAUGCAGUUUUUUUUCCUUCUUUUGUGCAAAAUUUCAUAUUAACUAUCCGUUUUCUUACCGUAAGAUAGAGCAUUAUACUACAAUACGAUGUCUAUGGUUCAAAUUCUUUCCUCUCUUCUUUAACCAUCGAACCUGUUAUAUUCUGUAAUUCGAAUUUUGCUAUAAUACACUGAAGUUUUAUUCUCUUAA